Molecule: messenger RNA, 6426 nt
Organism: Anguilla anguilla (European eel)
Lineage: Eukaryota; Metazoa; Chordata; Actinopteri; Anguilliformes; Anguillidae
Product: disintegrin and metalloproteinase domain-containing protein 33-like
Exons: 24
Coding region: 58-2934 (958 amino acids)
Biological process (GO): proteolysis
Molecular function (GO): metalloendopeptidase activity
Source: RefSeq, a predicted model, not a curated record
UAGUGCGAUCAACGAGGGGGAGAGAGGAGACGGCGAGCGGUACUUAGAGGACUAGUGAUGUACACCAAACAUAGACAGAAAAAGAUUCUCAUUAUAUCGACGGAAUGUGGACGUUCGAUAUUAUUCGUGUUACUGCUUCUACUGAACAUCAUACUGGAAACUGUGAGUGGAGAAAGCAAAGAACAAGCAGGGGAGCUCCGGGGACAGACCGUGGUGCCACGCUGGCUCUCCCGGACGCGGAACAAGAGGGAGGCCGGGAUCCCGCUGCAGGCGCCGUUUCCUGACAGAGGGGAGAUCGUGCUGACGGCGGAGGGCAAGAAGCUGCUGCUGCAGGUGGAGCGCAAUCAUCAGCUCCUCGGGCGGGACUUCACAGAGACCCACUAUGCUGCGAACGGCACGCCUGUGAUACUCAGUCCCAAUUACACCGAUCACUGUUACUACCAUGGGCAUGUCAGUGGACACACGGACUCCUGGGUAGCCCUCAGCACUUGCUCCGGAAUAAGGGGCCUGAUCGUCCUGAACGCAGACAACAGCUACUACAUUGAACCAAUCGGAGGGCUCGACUUUCCCCAGCACAGAAUCUACCGCACAGAGCACGUGCAGGUCAAACGGGGCACGUGCGGACAUGGCCACCAGUCGGGGCACCUGGACCCUGUCUCCAGUCUCCUUAAACCUUUGCAUCAAAGGGUGAGACGGGACACCUGGGGCACCACAAAGUACAUGGAGCUGUACAUCGUGGCAGACAGCGCGCUGUACAAAAGGCAAAACAGGGACCUCAACAAAACCAAGCAGAGGAUCAUGGAGAUUGCCAAUUACGUGGAUAAGUUCUACAGGGCCCUGAACAUCCGCGUUCCACUGAUCGGCCUGGAGGUGUGGACCGAUCGGGAUCAGUGCAUCGUGAGCGAGGAGCCCAACGCUACGCUCUGGUCCUUCCUGCAGUGGAGGCAGAAACUCAAGUCACGCAAGAAGCACGACAACGCCCAGCUCCUCACGGGGGUGAUUUUCAAAGGGACCACCAUUGGGAUGGCGCCGCUGGAGGGCAUGUGCAGCCACGAGAACUCGGGAGGGAUCAAUGUGGACCACUCGGACUUGCCCGUCGGGGCGGCGGCCACCAUGGCCCACGAGAUCGGCCACAACUUCGGGAUGAGCCACGACAACGAGGGCUGCUGCGUGGAGGCCACGCCCGAGCAGGGCGGCUGCGUCAUGGCGGCAGCCACCGGCCACCCCUUCCCCCGCGUCUUCAGCCGCUGCAGUAAGAGGGACCUGGACAACUACUUCCAGAAGGGAGGGGGCAUGUGCCUCUUCAACAUGCCCAACAUGACGGACCUGGUGGGGGGCAAGAGGUGCGGGAAUGGCUUUGUGGAGAAGGGCGAGGAGUGCGACUGCGGGGAACCGGAGGAGUGUGAGAACUCCUGCUGCAAUGCCAACAACUGCACGCUGAAGGCGGGGGCACAGUGUGCCCAUGGCGUCUGCUGCAAGGACUGCAAGCUGAAGCAGGCAGGCACCAUGUGCCGGGGCCCGGCGGGGGCGUGCGACCUGCCCGAAUACUGCACCGGCGCCUCGCCCUACUGCCCCUCCAACGUCUACCUGCUGGACGGCACGGCCUGCCAGUACGGCCGGGCCUACUGCUACAGCGGCAUGUGCCUGACCCACGAGCAGCAGUGCCUGCAACUCUGGGGGCACGGCGCUCGUCCCGCUCACGACGCCUGCUUCCAGGACGUGAACGCCGCGGGGAACGCCUUCGGCAACUGCGGCAAGGACGGGCAGGGGAACUACAUGAAGUGUCAGAAGAGCGACGCCAAGUGCGGCAAGAUCCAGUGCCACAGCGCCGCCAAGAAGCCCAAGGGCACCAACGCCGUGUCCAUCGACACCACCAUCCACACCAACGGGAUGGAGAUCAAGUGCCGGGGCACCUACGUCUACGCCACCCAGGACGGGCAGGGAGACCUCCUGGACCCGGGGCUGGUCAUGACCGGGACCAAGUGCGGGGAGGGCAAGGUGUGCCGAGAUCGCCGCUGCCAAAACGCCUCUUUCACGGACCUGGAGCAGUGCAUCGCUCGUUGCCACGGACACGGGGUGUGCAACAGCAACAAAAACUGCCACUGCAACCGCGGAUGGGCCCCGCCCUUCUGCGAAAAGCCGGGCCUCGGGGGCAGCGUGGACAGCGGGCCCGUCCAGUACGACAGUCAGCUGGGCAUGGUGGUAGGGCUGCUGUUUGCCUUCCUGGUCCUGCUGCCAGCUGUGCUCAUAGCUUUCUUCUGCUACAAGACCAAGACCUCCAUGCUCCACAAAUGGCUGGCCCAGAGGGAGAAGAACAAGGAGAACAGGAAAGACACGUCUGAUCAGAAGGUAAAGAACGGACACCUGAAUCCGGCGUUCCACUUGAAGGUGGUUGGGUCAUCUGGCAAAAACAUCAACAACAAGAAGCUGCCACACACCAGCAAGGAGGUCCUGCCCCUCAGACCGGCCCCUACCCCCCCCACCAGCCAGCCUAUCAACAUCGUCCGCCCGCUGCGCCCUGUCCCCUCCCCCUCCCCCCACGCCCAGCGUGACCUCAGAGUUCCCCGCCCACCCCUGCCCAUGGGCAAACCUCCGACCGCUCCCCCCAAAUCCCCGGCCCACCCGCCUCACAAACUCAACCCACCCAAGAAGCCCCUGCCGGUCAGUCCAGCACGAGCACCACUGCUGGUGUCAGAGUCACAUCCCAGGCACUCACCGUCCCCGCCCCAGAGGCCCCUUCCCCUCAGCCCGGCCCGCGGGGCUCCGCCAAAACCCUCCAGCGGGCUGAUGGUGAUGAUGCCCUCCGCCGUCGGACCCAAACCCGUGGUGAAGGUGUCGGCCAUCUCCCCGCUCAGAGCGCUCAGACCCUCCCCACCAAAUAAGACUGUCCCGGGAGUGAAACCAAACGUAGCCUCGUCUCCUUUCCGAAAAUGACCCUCGGAAGGGGGGGGCGGGGGGCGGGGGGCGGAGAGGAGAGGACUAUUUGCACUAAAAAGCCCACGUCGGAGAGCCGGUACAGGGGCACGCUGUCCAGCCGAGGGAGCCAUCAUCGAGACGGAGGUGGCUGGUGGGAGGCGGGAGGCGACCCUACCGCCUGACUUUCUGGUCCUCGUCUUUUGCGAGGCGAACCCGCGCUUUCGCUUGGAGACGGCCACACCCAGCUCACGAGAGGACGCGGUUCUGCAUUGGCUGCGGACUAAGGCUGGCGGAGUCAAAGGGGCGGAGCUCGGGCGGGCAGUCGUCAUGCGGGGAUAUUCACUUCGCUCGAUGGGUUUAACACGCCAUAUGUAUAACCAUAGCGUUUUCUUACCGAAUUAGAAUUAGCGUCGUCGUCCGAUUGUUCGUUCUUCAGCUGUACAUGUAACGUGCCAAAGAGUUCAGCGUCUGUCUGUUUAUUUGCGCUACUCAUUGCUGUAUGUUGUUUGAAAAAAAAAAAAAAAAAAAUGUUCCAGAAUCAUACCUUCGUAGGCUAUUUUAUAUAAAUGGGUCAGGUCACAGUCUCUUAUCCACACCAUCAUAGAAAGCAUCAAACAGGCUGCCAAUGUCAGCUGAAAUAACAUUCCUAGUCAUUUUUUUUUUUCUGUUCUUACAGUGUCUCUGACUCGCUCAGGAUGCUGAUUUGUAUUUCAAGGACACACAAAUUUAGGAGAGUAAAACGCCUUGUUUUCACCAUGUCAUGAAAAGAAUUCUUGUACAUUCGGGAGGCUUAAAUUUUUGUGGAACAGCUGGUGUCAAAGUUUCUGUCAGAGCGAACGUGUAAGUUAUGGAAAAGUAGCGAUCUUAUACAUGCGCGCCGUUAACAGAUCUCUACCUCAGUAAACAUUAGCCUGCUCUGUGGCUUUAGCCUUGGUGGUGAAGACGGGCACGUUCGGUAAAGAUGUGGCAAAGCACGUUGCACACGUACCGUGAUCUCGGUGUCUCUGUUUGUUUAUCCCUCCAAGAUUUAUAACUGAUUGAAUCGCGCACCGCAAAAAAACUUUCUUCACCUGACGUCACGACCAUGACCAUCACGCGACCAUAUCCUCUUCAGGCGGCUCCCUGCAAAAAAAAAAAAAAAAAAAAAAAAUGCGCAGAACAAAAAAGACAGCUGUUGCCCGUCAGUAAGAUAAGAAGUUGGAAGUUUGCGAUUUCAAACAGCACUUUUCUGCAGUUACAAUCACGGUUUGAGGGAACUGCUGGAGUUCAAUUUAUUCGUUCCAUCUGAAAUUUUGGAAGAGACACAAUCUCUCCUCCCGCUGAGUUUAAAUGAAUUGGAUUCAUUUAAUCUGGCUUCAUAGGGCACACGUUUUAUUGCCACGAGUAGAUAUUCCAUAUCACAGAUCCUGUGUGUGUCAAACCCGACCCCCCCGCCCCCCCGCCUCCCCACCACAACAGAGGCGCACGCACACAAACACACACACAAAAACACACAUCAUUUAAACAAGGCAUUAUUCUGCGAUGUUACAGUCAGUUUUGCUUUUUGGCUUGGGUAAAGAGGCAGCAUGAGGUACUUCAGCUUUUUAGUUUUUUUUUGAAGAUUAAAUUUAUUUCUUUUUUUACUUUUAUAACAAUAGCACCCCCCCCCCCCCAACACACACACACACACAUAGUGUAGUGUAGGCAGCAUCAUUUUCCAAAUGGAGCACACUUUUUUUUUCUCAUGUACCAUGUCGAACCAGCUACAAGGGGUCUUCAUAUGCAGUCGUUUUCCACUGGUGAAAAUCGUGAUGAAAAGGAGAAAAGGAUCAAUUCUGAGGAAUCUGCUUUUAGCAAGACACGGGAAUGCUGAUGAACUACUGCUUCAGGGUAGAAAAAUGCAUUACCCACACAUCACACUGAAACUGAACAAGACAAUAAUGACCUCUAAUGGACAUCGGCUGUAAUUAUAAAGGUAUAAAUACCUUAAUUUUGACCCUAGAUUUUCCAUAGAUCUGUGCUUAAGUUUUAUGUUAUUAUUUUAUUUUAUUUUUUUUAGCUUUUUUGUAUUUUGUUGUUACGAUGUGUUUUGAAAUAGCAUUUCCACAAAUCAUUUGGCCAUCCUGGGUGAUCUGCUAUGAGACAAUUCUUUGGUGAGAAAGCCUUAUUUAGGAGGACCAUGUUAAGCCAUUUUGGUCUUAGAUUUUUAAAAUGUUCUUUGUGCUCUAGGCCACUGCCAGUCAUGUCUUUUUUUAAACUGGAGUAUAUCUGUAUAACAUGUAAAUGAAAAAGGUUUUUAUUGUUUUCAAAUAUCAGUGCAGUUUCAACACGUCAGUUUUUUGGUUGGCGGGCUUACUAAUAAUUAUGAACUUUGAAAUAAAUUCAUUCACUUAGUUUGUGGAUACAUAACUUAAUUCCUCCACAUGAAUUAUACAAUUUACAAGCCAAAUUUUUACAUUUCCUGAGGGUAUAGUAUGUCACUUGUUAAAAGCAGGUGACCUCAGACUAUCUAGUCAUGGUGUAUGAUAGACCAAACAAUCAACUCAAAAUGUGGGCAUUUGGCAACCUGAAAUUAUACAUUUUAACUUUAAAAAUGAUAUAUAUAUAUAUACACACACACACACACAUGUUGUUAUAUAUAUAUAUAUAUAACCAUAAUGAUUGAAAUUGAAAAUUGGAUAUCUGCAACCCACAACACUUAUCUUGGGGGAGUAAUAUGUUCGGGGCGUCCGGGGUUCGAGUGGAAGAGCUGUCGUCAGCGAAGAGGAAUGGGCUUGCAGGGAGAGAUUUAUCGAUACAGACAUUUUCUAGCCCAUUACUACAACACCGAAACCCACCCCCCCGGGGCUGGAAUCAAUGGCGAACGGGCGACGUGACCGAAAUGAAAUGCCGUUUGUCUGAAGUGAUUGUAUAGAAAUCAAAGAGCGGCUCUCCAGUUUGCACGCUGAUUGAAUAAAAACAUGUUUACAACACUCGCGCCUGCAACCACCGCAGCCAUCGUAGAGAUAAGCCUUGGGUAUGUCUCCAGAAAAGGUCCAGUGCAAGCCUUCUUUCAAAGGCAAAAUUGUUUAUGCUUAAAGAUGCUGGUGGAACCCAUGGAUUCUUUGGCCUGGCUUUGUUAAAAGAGAAAUUGCCUGAUGUCGCAGCCUUGUACGUUGAUUAGCUAUGAUACCUACGCUGCAUUUGAUGAAUUACCUGUUGAAUCAUCUGUCCAUACGUGUAGUAGAGUCUUGGAUUUAAGUCAACAAUGGUAUGUCAUACUUCUUAAGAGCAAUAAAAUGUUGAAUUGACAUGGCACAUCAUUUGUGCGUCGGCUCCCACUGCUGAAGUAAUUGGCAGGGUGUCACUUAUACUUGAUUGACAGGUGGUGGAGAUUUUUAAAAUCACAUGUACAGUAAUUGUCCAAGGCACUGGUGUUGCUUUGGGAUGAAACCGUACUGGUGCUUUUGAGAAAAAUGAUUUUUUUUUUUUUUUUUACUGCCUGUCGGAAGCACUGCCAAUUUGUUUGUUGUAUAAAGAACACUGCUAAAA